Molecule: messenger RNA, 2337 nt
Organism: Fusarium coffeatum
Lineage: Eukaryota; Fungi; Ascomycota; Sordariomycetes; Hypocreales; Nectriaceae
Exons: 4
Coding region: 1-2337 (778 amino acids)
Cellular component (GO): cytoplasm
Source: RefSeq, a predicted model, not a curated record
AUGGCCCCUACCUUCCUCAACAGCCUUCGCCGCCGAUCAAGGGCCAGUUUCCGUACCAAUCGCUCUACAACAGACACUUCCAGUGAUGGCGCUGCCUCCCAGGGAGAGUCACCUUCGAGUGGCUCCUUAACGCCGCCUUCAAUCGAUAUCCAAUCCGAUCCUGCUCUGCAUCUGCAAGUCAAAGAUCAGAAUCUGCAGCGUCGACAGUCUCAGAUCUCCCAUAGCCAGAGUCAACAGCAAAUUGUUCAACCGCGACCGCCGCUCACUUCCAACUCGAACCGCAACAGUGUCUCUGGCAUGUCGGGUCUUGGGUCACCUGUUAACGGACGACAAGCCCUGCCCACGUCACCGUAUGCCCCAAGAUUGAUCAAUAUCACUGAGAAUGCAUGGGUCUACCAAAAGGUUCUUCUUGUUUACGGCACAAUUGGAAAUCCUGCCGAAAACAUUGUUGACGGAACUCUCAACGUCUGUCGCCUCGAUGAUAAUUUCCCCGCGAUCAGCUGGCCCGUCUGCAACUCGCAGUUCAAGGCAUUGGUGUACUUGCAACCAGGACCAAACAAGUUGCGCUUCGAGUUUUCAAGCCCCAAACUACCUAACAGCAACAGCUCGAACUCGAUCCAUGCCUCCCACCUCACAGUUCACAUGCUCCCCGCCAACAAUUCACCACCACUGCAGCUUGCCAUCUUGGUCGCAAAAGAUUCACCCGAGACAUUCGAUGCGUCGCCCGCCCGAGCCGAAAAGGAGGGCAAUGGAUUGGAGACUGCCGUGAGGAAAUUCAGGAUGGCAGCAUAUCUGUGGCAAGCGUUCACUUCAGAACAGAUGUGGAGGAACAAACUCGGACGACGCGCAUUCCGGUUUGAUGAAGAAUGGACAACAGGUUCGGCCAACUAUCGUGAUCAAGAGAACGGCACCAUGCGCUCCGAGGCUAGAGUUCAUAUCAUUCGAUCAGACAAGACUACUGCUGAGAUCCGGGACCUUAACAAGGCUCAACAAAACGACAAGGCUACUGACAAGGGCGCUCUGUACGGAAUCGCCUCCGAGGCCGUCAAAAAGUACUUCAACCCGCUCCCUGGGCAAAAGCUCUACGUCUCAUGCCUACUGUUGGACUCUCACUGGGAUAAGGAAGCGAAGACUGUCACCGGCCAUGCCGCUCUUGGAGGUGGAGACGGCGACUUGCAGCUGGCAAUCUUUGGAUCGCACUGCCUGCACAGCUACCCAUCAACUUUUGAAGAAGUCGUUCCUGCUUUCACCGACUGUACUCCGACAGACACAGAUCAUGUGGCCAACGACUGCAACGAAGCAGGCAGUUCUUGGGAAGCCGCCAACAUUGGCAUUGGUGCGCAUAUGCAUGAGACGGGACAUCUAUUUGGGUGCCCACACCAAGAGAGCGGCAUCAUGCUACGGGACUAUGUGGUACUAAACCGCACUUUUGUAGCCCGCGAGGCCUAUUGUACGAGAACAAAGUCCAAGGGGGGAGUUGCGCUAUUGGCUGACGAAUGCGGCUGGCAUCGUCUUGACUGCUUGCGCUUCCGAGCCCAUCCAGCUUUCCGUCUGCCCAACGACCCUCCAAUGAACUCCGACAGUAGUGUUCAAGCCUUCCCUGUAGAGAAUGGCAAUGUUUUGGUUAUGGCAGCCACGGGCAUCUUUUUCGUCGAGAUAUAUGCCGAGGGCGACGACAUCUGCCAUGCGUGGAUUGAGUAUCCCGCUGAGCAGGGAACGCCGUCUCGACAAGUUACGCUUAGUGAGAGCGAGCUGCGAGGCAGAUUGCCUGACAAGAAGAGAAAGGGUGCAAUGAAGAUUUCUGUCAAGUCAUACGGCGGUGGAUCAAUUGAAAUUGACGACUACAAGAAGUUCGUUUCAAAAGAAUCGCAUGUCAAGCUCCCGAACGGAAAGAAUGGUUACCGAAGCCAGAAGAUGGGUAGUUCUAAGAUGGACGGAACCGAGCCUACGGAAGCUAUCUUCACUAGCACUACCAAGCAAGAUCGAAUUCUUUCUCGGGUGGUGGUCUACCACGGACUGGCUGUCGAUGGCAUGGAGUUCGUUUAUGACGAUGACUCUAGGCAGUUGUUUGGAAAGAAAGGUGGAAAGGAGGGAGGUGAUACCUUUGAGUUCGAUGUCCGCCGUGGUGAAUAUAUUAGCGGUUUUGUCGUGCGGUCUGGUUUCUGGAUUGAUGGUAUUCAAGUUUUGACGAGCUUGGGUCGCAAGUCACCCAUCUACGGCAAUGCACAUGGAGGCGAUUCACACACUUUGAUACCCCCUCGAGGAUACAUCAUCUGUGGUGUUUCUGGCUCAUGCGGCCAGUGGCUUGAUGGCUUCUCAGUUCUUAUCACACGAUGA